This is a messenger RNA of Magnolia sinica, 1212 nucleotides long. RefSeq names its product pre-mRNA-splicing factor SPF27 homolog. The transcript is spliced from 7 exons. Lineage: Eukaryota; Viridiplantae; Streptophyta; Magnoliopsida; Magnoliales; Magnoliaceae. The record is from RefSeq and is a predicted model, not a curated record. Gene Ontology annotation, cellular component: precatalytic spliceosome; catalytic step 2 spliceosome; Prp19 complex. The coding region runs from base 50 to 799 and encodes 249 amino acids. Gene Ontology annotation, biological process: mRNA processing.
AGGGCGAACCCCGCCCCUCUCUCUCUCUCUCUCUCUCUGAGACUUGGAGAUGGCGAGCGGAGAUAUUCUAAUGCUGGAAGCCCCUCCUCCUACUAAACCUUUAGUGGGCCCCACAGAGAUCAUCAUCGACUCACUGCCGUACAUCGAUGACGACUAUGCCGAUCCGACCGUUAAAUCAGAGGUUGAUCGACUCGUGGAAGACGAGAUGCGAAGGAGCCUCAAGAAGCCUGCAGACUUCCUCAAAGACCUCCCUCCCCUACCCAAAUUCAACUUCGAGAAGCACCCUAUGCUUGCCCGAGAAUAUGAGCGCGUAAGAGCUGGAAAGCCUCCAGCAAUGCUGGAGAUGUCCCGAUAUGGAUUGGAGCCGCCACCCAUAAACAAGCGAAAUGAUGUUAGUGCUUGGAGGCAUUCCCUUCGAAAUGCUCAAAGUGUACUGCAACAUCAGAUAAUAAGAAUUGAGAAUCUGGACCUAAUGUUGAAUCACGGUGUUGAUGUUUGGAAGCAUCAUAAUCAACGGUUGGAGGCAUUCUUGUCCAGGAUGCAAGCAAUAGCCCUGGGACACAACGAAAUGAUUGAAGUUGUGAAUCGUGAGAGAAAAUUUCAUCAGCAAAACACAUCUGUUGAACUCAAUGCCCUUGAGGCUCAAUGGAAGGAGCUCUGCACGAAGAACAUAGAGAUCCAAGUUGCAUGUGCUAAAAUCGAGAAUCACAUUGAAGAACUUGGGAGGGAAGCUGCAGAGAGAGGAUUGAACUUGGAGGCUAAUACGGAAAGCGGACAGGCGCUGCGCUUGGGUGAUUGAGAUAUCUCGUCAAUGUGCAGCUAAUUGACAACUUGAAGCAUGCAUAUCUACAAUUAGGCCCCAUUUUGGGUACACACGUCGAUCAAUCCAGACUGACCAAUUGAUGGGCACUUCAUGGAUCCGACGAUGCUCAAAGAUUCCUAGAAAUGGAUGUUUUCUAGUUGUUUUGUAGACUUCAUGGAUCACAGAACUGUGUGCCCCACGUGUAUGGAACUCAAAAGUCCUCAGUGUACGUUUGCUUAGUCUCAGCACCCUAUAAUUCCUUGGGAUAGUAGAAAAUAUGGAAAUGCAUAUUACCUGGUGCUGCAUUUUCGCAUUGGUGUCAUGGAUGUUGGUAUUAUUGAGGUCACAUUUUUGCGUCAUCAAUUUCUAUGAAAGGAAAUGUCAUUUAUCAGAAGAUAAAAACUUUGAUA